Messenger RNA from Gopherus evgoodei (Goodes thornscrub tortoise), 810 nucleotides. RefSeq names its product RAB33A, member RAS oncogene family (gene RAB33A). Gene Ontology annotation, biological process: Rab protein signal transduction. Gene Ontology annotation, molecular function: GTP binding; GTPase activity. The transcript has 2 exons. The record is from RefSeq and is a predicted model, not a curated record. Bases 18 to 692 code for a protein of 224 amino acids. Lineage: Eukaryota; Metazoa; Chordata; Testudines; Testudinidae. Gene Ontology annotation, cellular component: Golgi apparatus; endosome.
UCCGCGCAGCGCCCGGCAUGCAGCCCUCCGGGCCGGCCGCGGCCGAGCUGGACGCCUCGCUGGAGCAGUAUCUGCGGGUCCGCAUCUUCAAAAUCAUCGUCAUCGGCGACUCCAACGUGGGCAAAACCUGCUUGACCUUCCGCUUCUGCGGCGGCGCCUUCCCCGCGAGCACCGAGGCCACCAUCGGCGUGGACUUCAGGGAGAAGACGGUGGAGAUCGAGGGAGAGAAAAUCAAGGUGCAGGUCUGGGACACAGCUGGCCAGGAGCGGUUCCGGAAGAGCAUGGUAGAACACUAUUACCGCAAUGUGCAUGCCGUCAUCUUUGUCUAUGAUGUCACUAAGAUGGCUUCCUUCACCAAUCUCAAGAUGUGGAUUGAGGAAUGCAAUGUGCAUGCUGUGCCUCCUUUCGUCCCCAAGGUGCUUGUUGGGAACAAGUGUGACUUACGAGAACAAAUUCAGGUGCCAUCCAGUGUGGCCCUGAAAUUUGCUGAUGCUCACAACAUGCUUUUGUUUGAAACAUCAGCCAAGGACCCCAAAGAGAGUCAGAAUGUGGAGUCAAUUUUCAUGUGCCUGGCCUGCAGGUUGAAGGCCCAGAAGUCCCUGCUCUAUCGGGAUAUGGAGAGACAGCAGGGAAAAGUGCAGAAACUGGAGUUCACACAAGAUGCUAACAAUAAAAAUUCCUGCCCCUGCUGAACAGAGGCUGUGUAUUCUAGGUUAAUAUUGUGGGGGGAGGGUUUUGUGCCUGUAUAAGAUUGACAUCUGCUUGUUUCACUAUAAAUUAAUGUUAACUAAAUAAAAUUUGCAUCACUGA